This is a messenger RNA of Dunckerocampus dactyliophorus (ringed pipefish), 2576 nucleotides long. It is a transcript of the gene cfap100, whose product is annotated as cilia and flagella associated protein 100. The record is from RefSeq and is a predicted model, not a curated record. The coding region runs from base 542 to 2194 and encodes 550 amino acids. NCBI's taxonomy places the organism in Eukaryota, Metazoa, Chordata, Actinopteri, Syngnathiformes, Syngnathidae. The transcript is spliced from 16 exons.
AUUCCGGAGUUGUUGUUUUUUUAUAUAUAUAUCCGAGUCCGCGUUCUCUUGUGUCUUUUUCCUGAGAAAAUCUUCGAAUCCAGGAGUUGUUUUUUUAUCCGUAAAUCCAGAGCCAGUAUCAUUUUGCUUUGUUUGGCACUGUUGCCAGGCAACUGCUUUGAACUUCAGCAGUUAGCCAGUUAGCUUGACUUGCUAGCAGGUAUCGACACUUGUAACUUGUUUAUUGCAAGGAAUCUGUACCUCUCUCUUAUCCAAGUUAAAGUUGGGGGAUUUAGCAAGCAGUGCUCAUCUCGUGUUCAUGAAAUGUAGUCAGGGAAGCACCAAAAUAGUUAACAUUUGCAGUAUCUUCAACAGAGCUCCUGCCUUACACGUCCUUCCCAGUCGAGGAAAAAAAAAGAAGCAGUUGCUGGUCUGCAAAAGUGCAUUUGAACAGGAAACACAAGAACGACGGUUACCAUAACAACAGCACACAAACUGGAAUUGUUACAGCUUUUGUUAUCCUUCUGGCAUUGGAAUACUUUGUUCCGCACCAUUAUAAGAGAUGUCCUCAGACAGUCUUGUGUCAAAACAGGAUGGUGUUGCCAAAUCCCAGAAAGCAGGCACAAGGAGGAGGAAAUCACCAGACAGCAAAAGCAUUCUUCUGCAAAGUUUAAAUGAGAAAGCUGACCGACAAAAGGAGAUGCGCAAUUUCCUGCCUCUCCCGAUUCACGAAAAGAUGAGCUACAGCGCCCGAAUGAUGGCAGAGCAGAGGAAAGAGCUUGCCAAGCAGCUGACGGAGGAGGAUGAGAGUGUUAAGAUGCUAAAACAAGCCAAGCGUAAGCCAACCCUCCCGAUACAAACACCUGCAAGGCGUGAGCUGAAGACGGCCUUGUUGAAACAAACAAACAUUGUGAGAGAAUGCAAACUCGACUUCAUCACCAUGGAGCGUCAGAAGGCUGUGUUGGAGAUAUCACUGAUGACAAAGAGGUCAGAGAUUCAUAAAAUGGACAAGGCCAUUGCAAAGGAGGAGAGACAGCUGAAGGAGCUGGAGAAGCUCAUCGAGAAGGACAAUCAAAGCUUUGAACAGUUCCUGAGGGACAAUGAGAAGAAGUCAACAGAGGCCCGAACAUUUUUUGAACGAGAAGCCAAGUCCAAACAGGAGAGAAACACUGAGAUUAAGAAGUUGACUUCUGAAAUAUCAGUAAUAAGAAGUGACGUUUCCAGCUAUGAAGAAACACUACAAGAGUACAAGAGGUACAAGGAGCUUCUCUUUAAGUUGUCUCCACCAGAGUGGCAGGAGGCCCAGAGAGCAAAGCUUAUGAAGAAAGCUCCAUUGAAUGAAAGCACUGAGGAUGAGCUGAACAAGAAACCAAUAGAGUCAACAUCAGUCAAGCAAGAGAAGACUGUGGAGAACGACAGUGCCCGUGGUAGGCCCAGACUGCCAUCUGCAGAGAGCGCCAGUCUUUCAAAGCGGUCUGACCCGGAUACUGACAGUUCAGAAUACGAGGACGAUCCGGAGUUGUACUUCACCGACCCCAAACAGCUGAUUGAGCUGAUGACGGAGCUAACAGAGCAGAACUUAUCUUUGAUGAAGAACUCUACAAGAGCUGAGGAGACACUGGAGGAGCUUAAACAAUCUAUGGAGGCAAUCAAGAAGACAACUGAAAAGGAUAAGGAGCUCCUGACACAGCAAAUCCAUGAGAUGAACAAGAGGAUCGAGGAUGAGAAGGCGAGAGCUGCAAAGCUGAAACAGAAGGUUCAGCUCCAUGUUUUGUUGAACACGGAGGAUGAGGAUGACAUGCUGAAUUCUCUCGGUGAGAAGGUGGCAGAGGUGUACAGGUUCUGUGUGGACGACAGGGUGAGCAGCCACAGCACUUUGGAGAAGCUGGCCAGCAUUGAGAAGCAGAUGUCUUCACUACUGCACUGCUUGGAGGAAAUACCAGAGGAAAGCUUGGAAAUGAUGCAGAAGAUCAAGGACAGCGAGAGGAGGACCAGGCAACGUGAAGAAAAGCUGAGGUUGCAAAGAGAGAAACAGAUAGAACGGAUGAAGAGAUACUUAGAGAGGUCUCUGGCUGAUGCCAAGAAAAGUAGUGGACGUAAACUAAUGCCAAGAUGCAUCCCGACUGCCCAGAAGGUCAAAGUCAAAAAAGUGGAAAGUGCUCCUGCUGACGACAACUUCAAUGACUACUUCUUCACGUCUUUGGACAUAGAGUAAAAAAAGAAAAUGUAAUUAUAUAAGAAUUCCAUUUCUCUCCGAAUGCAUUGAUUCUGUCCCACAUACACUUUUGUAUAGCUCACUAAUGUCAUUAAUUUGUUUUUUAUUCCCUGUGUCUUUUAGAAUGUUGAAAAUUAUUACCUAUUUUUUAUUUUUCUGCCUGUAUAGACAUGGUCCAUCAUGGCAUGACCGGGAAAACAAAUACAUUAUUUUAAAAAAUAUACAGCUUUACCUUGUAGCAAAUAUUUGUCAGAUAGCUUUUGUGAAUAUACAGCAUUAUUGAAUAUUAGGACUAUUCCUUAUAGAUUAAGGAAUAAUCGUUUUCAUUUUUACUAUACAAAUGUGUGAGAGUUAGCACAGUGAUGCAGUGCAAGCCUACAGA